This is a messenger RNA of Mizuhopecten yessoensis (Yesso scallop), 2113 nucleotides long. RefSeq lists its product as uncharacterized. The transcript is spliced from 3 exons. The record is from RefSeq and is a predicted model, not a curated record. Lineage: Eukaryota; Metazoa; Mollusca; Bivalvia; Pectinida; Pectinidae. The coding region runs from base 169 to 669 and encodes 166 amino acids.
CACAUGAAUGACUCAACAAAAUGUCAUGAUAUAAAAGAGGAACUUCUUUAAGUGCCGUUAUUUUGAAAUUCAAUAAUUUAUAUCGUGGAAUAUUUUGUCAUACUUGAAUACUUUGAUGCCCUUACUAAUCGGGAUUUUAAAUUGUGUGAAAAGAAAUUAUUUAAAAAAAUGGGAACAAAAACGUGUUUACUUGUUUACACUGUUGGCGUUAUAUGUGAAGCUUUCGGUUACUUCACAUUAUACUGGGAGGUGACCGAAUAUGACGAUUACCACUCAGGAUUGUGGGAAGCCUGUAGAGGCGAAGUGUGUUCGUCCACCACGAAUAACCUGUGUUACUUCGAGGCGACCCAGGCGCUCGAGACAUUGGCGUUAGUAAUUGGAGGUGUAGGACUCCUAUUUCUCUUCCUCUACUUCUUCAUCAGUCAGACGUCAUACGAUAUCUCCCUUUGUAUCGCUAGUCUCGCAGCAGUGGUGUUUGCAGCCUGCUGUGCUAUUCUGGGCGUGAUCAUUUACGGCUGUAAGACGUCACUUCCAGUGUCAUGGUCCUACGCGUUAGCCGUGGUGGGCGGAAUAUUGUACGGCCUUGCAGCAAUUCUUAUCGCUGUUUAUCUUAUUCGAAAUGCUGAAAAAUACACCGACGACAAACUCCGGAUGAGUUCAACGCCCUAACAUUUUUCAUGCAGUCAAAUUAAUCAUGUACAUGCCUGGAGCCAAUUACUGUGCCAAUCAAAUUAAUUUGGACACACUGAAAGAUACUUAAUUGAUGUUUAUCUGACAUUUUUUCAUAUUUACCGUUGUAUGUUUACAAAAUAUGGUGAUUUACUCUAGGGGGGAAAAAUUCACUUCCAUAACCAGUAUUUUGUAAGACAAAGAAAAAAGGGAAGAACAAUCGAUUUCAUCUGAAUAAUUGGUCAUACUUCGAAAACCAGUCAACACAAAUAUAUGAAAGGAUUCUCAGAUUAUCAUGUAGAAAGAAAUAAUUUAGUAUGUGAAAUUUAAUAUCAAUAGCGCUGUAAUAAGCCGAAGGAAAUUUUAACAAAGAAGGCAAAAACGCAUGAAGUUUAGAAAAACAAAUUGGGAGAAACCACGAUUUUUUAACGGGAAGAUGCAAUAUUUCGUUUUUUUCUGGUUCCGUUUAUUUUAUGAAAUUGUACUCUGUGAACUGAAUGAAUUAUGCGCGAGAGUUUUCUAUGGGAAUCGGAGGGUUUUGUGUAAGUAAUAUAUUGACGCCAUUAUUGUGAAGUGUAUGCAUUUGUAAAACACGAGGUGCUAAUAUAUGUUUUUCAAAUACUAACAGAAAGUUGUACGAAAGGUGAGUACUACAAACUCUACGGAUUGAAACGUCAGAAUGAGUGGUAAAUAUGACCUGGAACUGAUGACAUUAUAGUAAGUGUACAGAUGAUUAGCUAUGCAUUUAUUAGCCUUGGCUCGUGGUCAGUGUCAGAGUUUUAUUUGAAGAUAGUAGCUAAGUAGCCGUAGAUAAUUGUGCUUGUGAUAUAGUUUAGGAUCUGUACAUUGGUGUGACCGUCUGUAGUCUAGGUGGGUGGAAGUCUAGUCUAGUCUGUGACGUAUUGUUUGUGCCUCCGCAGCCGGCUGAUGCUGACCUGGGGUCAAAUUUAGCAGGAUGUAUGGCCUGUUAAACCUUGUCGUGUAGGGGUCAUAUUAGCAGCAUUUUACUAACUUAUCAACAAUUUUAAUGUAGCAGGAUUUUGCUAAGGGGACAGAUUAAUAAGGUAGUUCAGAUUGGGAGAGUUAGGGAGUUGGAACAGAGGAGUAGAGUUGAAGAGUUUGAACAGAGGAGUAGAGUUGAAGAGUUGGAAUAGAGGAGUAGAGUUGGAGAGUUGGAGAGAAAAUGUUGUGUUAGGGAGACCGAGUUGAGAGUUCUAGAGACAUAGAGGAGAGUUAGAAAGUUGGAGAAUUAGGAAGUUCGUGAGAAUAGAAGUUUUAGUUGUAGUCUUAGGUCUGUGUAGUAUUGCAGUUGAUAGUAGGAGAUUAGCUUAGAGUGGAGAGAUUGUUUCACAAUGGUGAACACUUGUACAUUCUAUGACGGAGUAAAAUACUUGUGUUGUAAAUAAAGUGUAAAUAUCAAUGUACUUAUUGUGUUGUUCAAUUA